GCAGUGGAGGGCUGGCGGCGCAGCGACGGCUACCUGGACGUGCUCGGCGACGGCUCGGGCGGCAAUCUCCAUCCCGCGGCGUUCUCCGAGAACGCAGAGGCGCCGCAGGAGAUGGCAGGCAUCGUGGCAGGCAUGCCUGGACCUCGCCAGACGGUGCCGCGCUCGGAGCUCUUCGCCUUCAUCCUGGCCCUGCGCUGCUCCGUCUUCCCCUUGCGGCACCACGCCGACAACGGGCCGCUCGUCCAGGGAUGGGCCCGCAGGAGGCGCCUGGCCCCGCAAGCCGAACGCUAA
Prorocentrum cordatum is the source of this 291-nucleotide messenger RNA. NCBI's taxonomy places the organism in Eukaryota, Dinophyceae, Prorocentrales, Prorocentraceae. The record is from the annotation of a GenBank genome assembly.